This is a messenger RNA of Parastagonospora nodorum SN15, 488 nucleotides long. RefSeq lists its product as hypothetical. Gene Ontology annotation, biological process: GPI anchor biosynthetic process. NCBI's taxonomy places the organism in Eukaryota, Fungi, Ascomycota, Dothideomycetes, Pleosporales, Phaeosphaeriaceae. The coding region runs from base 49 to 333 and encodes 94 amino acids. The transcript has 3 exons. The record is from RefSeq and is a predicted model, not a curated record. Gene Ontology annotation, cellular component: dolichol-phosphate-mannose synthase complex; endoplasmic reticulum membrane.
GAUACACUGACCCCAUACGCUCACUCAAUCCACACCGAAACCGUAAUCAUGACGCGCGCUCAACAAACCAUCAGCAUUGCUAUGCUGCUCACCUCCAUAUACCUCGCGGUAUUCAUGGAGGUCGUCGCGUUCCCUGAGAAGAUCCAGAAGGAGGUCGUUCCUUAUGUCCCAUUCUGGGCCCUCAUCACCUUCGGCGCGUACCUGCUGUUCAAGCUCGGCUGGGGCGUCUUCACGUUCAACGAUGUACCGGAUGCGUAUGCGGAGAUCCAGCAACAGAUUUUGGAAGCGAGAGUGGAUCUGAAGGCGAGGGGGGUGGAUGUUGGUGAGGAUUAGAGGAUGAACAUGGAAAUUGGAACAAUGGCUCUGGACUGGUGUGGACAAUGAGGGACCGCGCUAUCUGCAAUUGAUGGGUAUACGCAUGCUCUACAAUUGCUGCGCUUCAAAGAUAUGCCUAGUCGUCGCUUCCAUACUAUGCAACUGUCUCCUGC